UCUUCUGAUUGGCUAGCGCUCUUCGUCUCCGUUCGAGGACCGCCUCCUGCCUUCGUGCUGUGGAUAGAUCAUGGCCCUAAGGGCAUGCGGCUUGAUCAUCUUCCGAAGACACCUUAUUCCCAAGGUGGACAACAGUACAAUUGAAUUUCUGCUGCUACAGGCAUCAGACGGCAUUCAUCACUGGACUCCUCCCAAAGGCCAUGUGGACCCAGGAGAGAAUGACUUAGAAACAGCUCUGCGAGAGACUCAGGAGGAAACAGGCAUAGAAGCAAGCCAACUGACCGUCAUUGAGGGCUUCAGAAGGGAGCUCAAUUAUGUGGCCAGGCAGAAGCCUAAAACAGUCAUUUACUGGCUGGCAGAAGUGAAAGACUACGAUGUGGAGAUCCGCCUCUCCCAGGAGCAUCAAGCCUACCGCUGGCUAGGGCUGGAUGAGGCCUGCCAGCUGGCUCAGUUCAAGGAGAUGAAGGCAACACUCCAAGAAGGACACCAGUUUCUCUGCUCCACACCGGCCUGAGCUGACCAGAACAAAUGUUUCCAUUGCAUCCUUAAGGGUUUUCAAGAUGAACCCACUCUUCCAUCCAGGGAAGGAUGUGCUGAGAGCUGAUAGGUUAGUGAAAUUAAAAUUAACUCGGUGACAGCAAGGAAGCCCCGGAUUCAAUCCCUCUCACAGAAAAUAAUUACUUUAAAAACAAGAGCAAGCAAGGAUUUUAGCUAAGUUAAAAAGCAAAGGAGGGGUAUAGUUUUUUUUGUUUUUUUUUUUUUUUUUGAAUGCUAGCCCCAAAGCAUGUCAUUUAUAAAUAAACUUCAAGAAACUUACCUUUUAA
Messenger RNA from Arvicanthis niloticus (Nile rat), 824 nucleotides. RefSeq names its product nudix hydrolase 2 (gene Nudt2). The record is from RefSeq and is a predicted model, not a curated record. Gene Ontology annotation, molecular function: bis(5'-nucleosyl)-tetraphosphatase (asymmetrical) activity. Lineage: Eukaryota; Metazoa; Chordata; Mammalia; Rodentia; Muridae. Gene Ontology annotation, biological process: AMP biosynthetic process; ATP biosynthetic process.